Molecule: messenger RNA, 1714 nt
Organism: Ilyonectria robusta
Lineage: Eukaryota; Fungi; Ascomycota; Sordariomycetes; Hypocreales; Nectriaceae
Exons: 2
Coding region: 491-1585 (364 amino acids)
Source: RefSeq, a predicted model, not a curated record
CUCACCAUAGAGUGCAAGGCGGAAGCAACAUUCCGGGCCGUACUCCGUAGAGAUCGUCCGUGAGAAUCUUCUCAAAUGAAAGUCAACAGAGCUUCAACCAAUUGUCAAUCCCUUCUCCACUUUUCAUUUUGUCCUUGCCAAUUCAUCCUUGCACUCGCUCCGGGCACGGCUUCAUCUAAGCCCCAAAGUCCCUCCUCCACAUCACGCGCAGCCUUAUUACGAUUCACCGAAGCAACGUCUGGCUCGGCACUUUCGCACUCUCGGCUCCGAUAGCCUGAAUCAUCUCCGGAUCCUUCACACGCACUGAAUCCCGAUCCUUCACAUGCACUAAAUCGCCGCCGACUCCUUCGCAUUCAGUCUGCAAGGCCCAAAGCCAGGCACGCAACACGUCUAGUCCCCUCAUUUCUCGGCACAUCUCGUUCACCAUUCUCGCGCUUGCAUCCUUGUCCCAUCCUUUCUUCCCUCCGCGGGCCUCUGCCAGCAAACAACCAUGGCUUGCUCCGUUGACUACCCCCUCUGCACAAUAUGCGGCGUACGGCUCUAUGAGUCCUCUGAGCUGGAGGAGCCACUCUUUGCCCAGGGUCCCUCACCUUGGUACCCUGACAUUUGGAAGACGUCGGCUAUCGUCAUCUCCGGCCCUCGCUGGCCGUCGUACAGCAAGGGACCCGUAGCAGAUGAUUCUGUCACGCGAUAUGUCGCCUCGCCAUCCUGGGAUCCCGGCGCAGUGAGCAUCAAGCCUGGUGGCCCCACCGUCUUCACCCAGUUUUCCUACCCUCCUGGCAGCCACGAUGACUUCAACCCUACCACUGAAAGUCACUGGUACUUUGGUAUACACUCUGCCUGCGAGGACAUUGCCAAUGUGGUUAUGCGCACAUCUCGUGAAGCGCUCAUCCGAUCAAUUGGCGACCUUUGGAUGACGCUCGAUCAGCGAUGCACUAAAACCGAUUCUGAGCACCGUUUCUUCAUUCCGUUCCUUCCAAACGUCCCUGAAAAUCGACCAGGGGAACCAAUCAAUCUAUCAUUACGUCGCUACUAUAUCCCCAGAGAUUCGAUCCCAGGCGACCAAGCGGAUUUUGACGACCUUUACCAAUGGUGGGAAGAGGAUCCACUGUUUAUCCCAGAUCUGACUGCCCGACUUCUUUCCAAUCUGAAGCAGUGCAAAUCGGCGGACGAUGCUUGUCUUCAAUCGCGGGAAAAGUUCGAAAAGUUGCCCCAGGAGAUCAAGGACAACAUUCUGGCUGAACUUCUCAAUCAGCCUUUAGCGCUGGAUUGCAGCUAUUCGAUACCCCAACGGUAUUGGAAGCAAGCCUUCGAAGAUAUCCCAUUUCUAUGGGAUCUUAACGAGGAGAUUCUCAAUGAAAAGAUUCGAGAAGCAGAGUCAGCGGGCACAGAAUGGGACUGGGAAAAAAUUACCCGCCAGCUUAUAACUCCAGUUACCAUUGUUAGUGGGACGAGCCAAUUCAACCCCGAACCUUGGAACUAUGACCAGGUGGGGUUGGAUGUUCCUCACGGUCUAAACAACCGUCGACGAAUUUGGCAAAUUCUUGAGGAGAUGUAUCCAAAUGAUGUGGGCUUGGAGGAUUAACCCCGCAAUUCUUCUACUUCCUCUGAGGAUGGGCACAUGGAUAGAUGAUGGCCCUGCCAAUAGUGUGAUGGAAUACUAAAGAAGCCAAAUAUUUACACGUAGUCUUAUCAUCAAAUCGAUUUCAACCAA